Messenger RNA from Nicotiana attenuata, 666 nucleotides. RefSeq lists its product as uncharacterized. The transcript has 2 exons. The record is from RefSeq and is a predicted model, not a curated record. The coding region runs from base 1 to 666 and encodes 221 amino acids. Lineage: Eukaryota; Viridiplantae; Streptophyta; Magnoliopsida; Solanales; Solanaceae.
AUGGUCACUGUGAGGACUGUCUUGUCUUUAGGUGCAAUGCAUGGUUGGAAGCUACAUCAAAUGGAUGUAUUCAAUGCAUUUCUCCAAGGUGAUCUUGUGGAGGAUGUUUACAUGGUUCUACCUCCUGGUCUUCUAGGACAGGUUCUAAGCCUGUUGGACAGGUUAAAAGUUUGCACUGUUUCUAAGCCUGCUGGCACACCUAUAGAGGUCAAUCAAAGGUUUACCGGUGUAGAAUUUGAUCACAGCUAUAAGGCUGAGGACAGUGCUGAUGAGUUGUUGUCUGAUCACAAUAGCUAUCAGAAUCUGGUGGGGAAGCUACUAUACCUAACAAUGACUCGACCAGAUAUAUGCUACACAGUGCAGAAACCUGAGUCAAUUUAUGCAAAGAUCAAAGAGAUCACAUAUGAAAACAACUCUAAGGGUGGUGAACUCAAAGUCUAUUGUGAUGCAGAUUGGGCCACUUGUCCGAUGACAAGAAGGUCAGUUAGUGGAUUCAUAGUUAAGUUGGAAGACUUCUUAAUCUCUUGGAAAUCAAAGAAAAAAAAUACAGUGUCAAGAAGUUCAGCAGAGGUAGAGUACAGAAGUAUGGGCAAUGCAAUUGCUGAAAUAGUUUGGCUCAUUUGGAUUAUGUAUGGAAUUGAAGAUGAAGCUGGAGUUUCCUGUUAA